AUGUAAAACAAAAUUAUUGAAAGCGUUUUUAUUUGUUUAAUCUAUGCUUUCUGCUCUAUGACAUUUUCAUUUUCAGCUAAAUUUCUUUUUAAAAUCUUUGCCUUUCACAAUACUACUAUUGUAAGAAAUAAAAUAUAAUAUAGAUAGUUGCUUUUAUAUGAGACUACAAUUAAUAUCAUCAUCUGCACAAUUUAUAAAAUAAUAAAGUACAAUAAAGAAAAGAAGGAGAAAAAAGAUUCUCAGAUAUCUAUCUUAUAAUUGAUUGUGACUUAAUUUAAAGAAAGAGUCAAAUAAAAUAAAUUAACUAUUCCAUUUUCCAUAUCAUAUGGAACUGGUGCUUAUUGUGGUAUGACAGCAUUAUCAAAGAUUAGUAUACCGCUGUAAUUUUAUAUCAAUAAAAUAGCUUUUUAGCUUUGAGAAGAACCCUAAUAUUUUUCGUUUUUGUUGUAUAAAUUCUGAUGGGAAAAAAUAACUAAUAAAUAAGUUUCAAAUUUCUUAUAUCUGUAUUUUUUAUUACUUCAGGAGCAAUUAUAGCAGGUAUUUAAUAAAAAUUAUUUUAGGAUUGGAGCACUUUAAUGAUGAUGUUUAAGGAUAUUUAUUAUUAUUGAUAAAUAAUAUGUUAUCUGCUCUAAACCUUCAUUUGGCUUAAGGGCUCAAUUAAUCAUAAUAAUUUAGUCCAUUAGAUUUAGUUUAUAAUAAUAGCAUCAAUUUAUGGCCUGUAUUAUUAAUAAUUAGUAUUUUAACAAAAGACAUUAAAUAAUUUUUUGAAUUUGAAUCUCUAUAUAGAACAGAAUUUAUGCUUAGUUUUACUUUAGUAGCAUUAUUUGGGUUUUUUUUAAAUUUAGCUACUUAUAAUUGCACAAUGAAAAAUUCUCCUUUUGCAAUAGCUUUAACCCACAAUAUUAAAGUAAGAAAUAAAAAACAUUUUUUUAGGAUAUUUUUUCUACUAUUUUAAGUAUCCUGGUAUUUGCAGAUAUUCAACCAGAUACUUUUUUAACAUUAGGAAUUUCUUUAUCGUUUGUUGGAUCAUUUAUAUAUUCACUAACUAAAAUGCAAGAAAUAAAAAAGAAAUAAUAAUAAACAAUUGAAUUAACAAAUCAAGAGAUUAAAGUUUUAAUUAAAUAAUGA
Molecule: messenger RNA, 1128 nt
Organism: Paramecium sonneborni
Lineage: Eukaryota; Ciliophora; Oligohymenophorea; Peniculida; Parameciidae
Source: the annotation of a GenBank genome assembly